Messenger RNA from Cheilinus undulatus (humphead wrasse), 1494 nucleotides. RefSeq lists its product as uncharacterized. Gene Ontology annotation, cellular component: external side of plasma membrane; membrane raft. The transcript is spliced from 8 exons. Gene Ontology annotation, molecular function: protein tyrosine kinase binding; MHC class II protein binding. The record is from RefSeq and is a predicted model, not a curated record. NCBI's taxonomy places the organism in Eukaryota, Metazoa, Chordata, Actinopteri, Labriformes, Labridae. Gene Ontology annotation, biological process: T cell activation; positive regulation of ERK1 and ERK2 cascade; interleukin-15-mediated signaling pathway. The coding region runs from base 241 to 1245 and encodes 334 amino acids.
AACCGUGUAGACUCUUUGUUCAGGUUCACAUUUGUCCACAUGGGAUCUUAUUUUUCUUUUUAGCUGUUUAGUUACCAACCAAAAGGCCUCAAAGACUAGUGAGGCUAUACAGGAAAAGACUCAAAAGUCACUAAAGGAAGUAUAACAGGAAGUAAAAGCUGUCACUCAGAGUCUUUGAACGUUAAAGGCGUGAGAACAAGGAGAACACGGAGCUCAAUCUAUCAAUGCAGAAGGAUUACAAUGGCUUUGUUUGGAAUUGUGAUUCUUCUGAUUGCAGCAGCGGCUGGUGAAGACUUCCCCUCCUUCACUGUCAGAGUCAGAGAUAACGUGACUCUACCGUGUGGAAAUCUGACUAAAAAUAAGCAGAGCUGUGACAAGACUUCUUGGCUUUACAAUCGUGACAGUCAUGCAAAGACGCUGGUUAAAAACGGAAAAAUAACAGGAGAGAUUUCAAAAGAUAAAGCCAAGAGACUGAAUGUUCUAGCAAACUGCUCUCUGGUUAUAAAGAAUGUCACAACGGAGGAUGUUGGUGUUUACAUCUGCAAACAUCAUAAUCAAGAUCCCGUUGUUUCUCUGUCUGUUAUUAACAUUGAGUCAGAAGCAGAGCUCUUCUUGUUCUGCUCUGUGUUGACAUAUUCUGGAUGUUGGUACUCAGUACAGUGGAUGUAUAAGAGGAGUCAGGAAGACAUUGAGACAAACUCACAUACCUGUUCAGCUGAUGUGUCAUUUAAAACUCCUCAUCUUCAUCAGAAGUCAAACAUUGAAGAGCUGCUGUACUGUAAGGUGACAGAUAAUAGGAGCGGUCAAACGCUGCUCUUUAAUGUCCCACCAUCAAGAGGAGAGGAAACAACAGAGGAAGAGGAUCAAAAUAAACCAGCUUGGUGGCCGUUUCUCAUUGUGGCUGCUGUGGUUUUAGUAAUCCUUAUAGUUGUUGUGGUGUUCAUCAGAAGGAAGAAAGCUCAAGGAAACAAAACGCAGAGAGAUGACAGCGUUGGACAGAGUCUGAACCCUGCAGAGACUCAGCCCGGUCGAGAAAGCAGCCAAGAAAGCGCAGACCCUGAAGAUGGUGUUGCGUACGUUUCUGUCAGUUUCACCAAGAAGAGAAACAGAAACAGUGAAGCACAGGCUGGUGGUGAUGAUGAUGAUGGCACAGUGACCUACAGCACUGUGAAAGUUUCCUCUAAUGACAAUGGAGCCUUUGUCAAUCCCAGCAGUCUCUACGCCACCGUCAACAAACCAGAAUAGUUAGAUCUGCACUCUGUAAUAUUGUAUAUGCAGACGACGCUUCUAUUAAACCUUUAUACCUCAUUUACAGCAGUGUGGUUUGGGCAGUAGGGCAGCAGCUGGCUGAUAUUUGUACUGUUAUUUUAAAAAUUAGAAAUGUAAUAUUAGGGAGCGCAAAUGGUUGAGUGGUUUAAGGCGCUACCCAUGUACGCGGGAGGCCUGGGUUCGAAUCCGGCCUGUGGCCCCCUGCCGCAUGUCUCUCCCCGCUCU